AUGCCGCCCUGGAAAAGCGAGAGAAGCGGGCUUUUACGUAUGUCCACACAAUUUGUUAUUGUCACAUCCAAAGUUGCGUUUGCCAGACAAUUUAUCCUCUCGUCCUGUUCGCUUGAGUUGAGCUGGCAAGGUACGGGCACUGACUUACGAAGCCGAGCCGGUGGUCGUCUUACGAGGCUUAAUGGAGGCAGUUUGGACAAUGGACGGCGGCUGCAAGUGAACCGUGAGUUGGAGGGCCCACUUUUGGCUUAA
Molecule: messenger RNA, 252 nt
Organism: Protopolystoma xenopodis
Lineage: Eukaryota; Metazoa; Platyhelminthes; Monogenea; Polystomatidea; Polystomatidae
Source: the annotation of a GenBank genome assembly